Molecule: messenger RNA, 943 nt
Organism: Ceraceosorus guamensis
Lineage: Eukaryota; Fungi; Basidiomycota; Exobasidiomycetes; Ceraceosorales; Ceraceosoraceae
Exons: 2
Coding region: 219-830 (203 amino acids)
Source: RefSeq, a predicted model, not a curated record
ACGCUUCUGCAUUGCGCGCUAAACUCUUCUCAGGAACGUCAAGUAGCCUCAGGUUGCUGAUCCGCGCUGCGAUACUGGCCUGUCGGUGGGUCUAUCGCACAGACCGCGUUAAUCGCUGCACUUAGGCAAAGAAAGGUCUUCAUCUUGUGUCUACCUGUGUCAUCGCGAGGACAGCUUCAAAUCGGAGCUAGACGAAGCGCGAGCCCAAGCCUGUUGCCAUGCUCAGAAGCUCUCUGUACGAGCGAUGGCAGGCGAGUGGCGAGGGCGCACGAAAGACCACCAAGUGCUCGGCGCGCAUCUUCGAACGUGUUCAGCCCGUAGCGAGGGUGGGACACGUAUUCAUCGCGCAACGAUCACCAGCAAUUGUGGAAUGCCAGCAUCCCCAUUCCACCAUCUUUCAUUCGUCGCAUCCCUCAAGUGGAACAGCAGGGGUCUUGCACGUUACCUGUCAUAUCGAGGCAUCGCGACAGGUCGCAUCUCGAAGCAUCAUCAUCAGCGCUCAUCAGCAGGAUCGUAACAUCCAAGGGACCGAAAGCUUCCUGAUGACGCAUCUGCUUGGCGUCAUCUGUUCGCUCGUGACUCUGCCUCUUCGUCGAUGUGCCAGUAGUCUAGCGCAAAAGGGCAGAUGGGUGAUGAUCCAAGUUGGCCACAGUAGGAAUGCAAGACUCGAUCGACGUCUUGUACCAUCGGGAUCCGCGGACAUCAUCGGAGCCUCGCAUCGCAACACACAUCUUGCCCCGCUGACACACAACCGCACGUCGGUUUUUCCUCUCACGGACACGCACACGAUCUCGGAAAUUGCGCAAACCAUCAAUGCGGACCGAAGAUGACAUUUGAAUAGGCGUGAGGGGAGAUGAGGAACGUUUGACGUUUGUACAUGUACGGAGGAGAGUCAAAAGAGCAGAGGAAAAGAUGCGCGAAUGCCAUGAAGUGCAGGUCCGGA